Cadophora gregata is the source of this 630-nucleotide messenger RNA. RefSeq lists its product as uncharacterized. Bases 1 to 630 code for a protein of 209 amino acids. The record is from RefSeq and is a predicted model, not a curated record. The transcript has 2 exons. NCBI's taxonomy places the organism in Eukaryota, Fungi, Ascomycota, Leotiomycetes, Helotiales, Ploettnerulaceae. Gene Ontology annotation, cellular component: Golgi apparatus; perinuclear region of cytoplasm; endoplasmic reticulum. Gene Ontology annotation, biological process: metal ion transport; positive regulation of protein ubiquitination; vacuolar transport.
AUGGAAGAGUUUAUGGCGGUGGAUCUGGAUCAGAUGACAUACGAACAGGCAGCAGCAGAUGCUGCCCCUCCAUACUGGGAAACCACAAUUCUCGCACCGGGAAUGGGCGGACCAGAUGAAGUCUACGUCGAUGGACUCCCCGUUGGCUCCGUCUUCUCCUUUAUCUGGAACGGCAUGAUUUCGAUGUCCUUCCAACUCGUUGGUUUCCUCCUCACCUACCUACUUCAUACCACACAUGCAGCUAAGAAUGGAUCUCGUGCUGGCCUUGGUAUCACUCUUGUUCAAUAUGGUUUCUACAUGAAAGGCUCAGGGGGCAUGAGUCCCCCAUCUAAUGGCCAAGACCCUACUUACCAGCAACCUCCAGACCCCAACAGUCACGAUUUCGACCCUAACGCAGUCAAUGGAAAUUCAGCGCAGGGGAUGGACUCAGGCUCUGGAGGUUGGGGCGAUAUUGGGACAAACGAUUGGCUGGCUUAUAUCCUCAUGAUUGUGGGAUGGUUCAUCUUGAUUCGGGCAGUCAGCGAUUUCCUCAGGGCGAGAAGACACGAGCAACUGGUUUUGCAGAGUCCAGAGCGGGGUCUGAAUGUGCCUGUAAUUGCUACCGGAGAGGAACCUGCCACCGUGGUCUGA